Messenger RNA from Asparagus officinalis (garden asparagus), 1554 nucleotides. Its product is annotated as protein FAR1-RELATED SEQUENCE 5-like. Bases 1 to 1554 code for a protein of 517 amino acids. Lineage: Eukaryota; Viridiplantae; Streptophyta; Magnoliopsida; Asparagales; Asparagaceae. The record is from RefSeq and is a predicted model, not a curated record. The transcript has 2 exons. Gene Ontology annotation, molecular function: zinc ion binding. Gene Ontology annotation, biological process: regulation of DNA-templated transcription.
AUGAAGAUUAGGCUUACUUCUUCAAAAGUUUGGAAGGUUACUAAGUUCAUUUCUGAGCAUGUUCAUCCUUUAACAAGCCCUGAUAAAGUAAUGCAUCAUCAUUCUCACAAGCAGCGACAUAGAUCGAAGCAUUGCAUUAGCCUCAUUGAGUUGUUGCAUGAAGAGGGAAUGAAACCAUCUAAUAUCAAAAAGGUGCUUAAUGUUGGAUAUCAAGGACAAGAUGCUGAACAAGUCACCACACAACAGAUGAUUGAUCAUAUCAGAAAGGCAAGGCAAAGUAACAUAGGAUGUGAAUGUUUAAACAUAAUUAGACAUUUCCAAGAUAGAAAGGAAUCGGAUCCAGAUUUCUAUUUUGCUAUGGAGGUCGAUCACUUUGGUACCCUGAGAAGUGUGUUUUGGGCCGAUGGUAGAGCUAGAGCCUCUUAUUUAAGACUUGGAGAUGUAGUUGUGUUUGAUACCACAUACAAGACUAAUCAGUUGAGUAUGCCAUUUGCUCCAUUUACAGGAGUAAACCACCACCGUCAAUCCACCCUCUUCGGUUGUGCAUUGCUUGCAGAUGAGCGAGAGGAAACCUUCGAGUGGUUGUUUUCACAAUGGCUCAAGUGUAUGCAUGGGGUUGCACCAAAGGCUAUCAUAACUGAUCAGGAUGCACAGAUGAAAAAAGCUAUUAAGAACAUUUUGCCAAAUACUCGGCAUCGCUUUUGUUCUUGGCAUAUUAGAAAGCAUAUUGCUGAGCAGCAAGUAAAGUUGAAGAGCCAAUACGGGGAUGAGAUGCCUACAUAUUUCAACAAUUGGUAUUCUGCUAGAAGUAUAAGCAAAUGUGAAGAUUGUUGGGAAGUCCUAAAGGUUAAAUUCAACAUAAAUGAAGGUGAAGAUAGUUGGCUGACAAGAAUGUAUAACUUGCGUGAACAUUGGGUAGAUGCAUACUUGAAGGACUGUUUUUGGGCGGGAAUGACAACAAGCCAAAGGAGUGAGAGCAUCAAUGCCUUUUUUGAUGGCUUUGUCAAUGCAAACACUCGACUAGUUGAGUUCGUGGGUCAAUAUGACAAGGCAGUGGCAUCUCGUCGUGCAUCAGAAUCUCAUGAGGACUUCAUGACUUUGAACACCGUGCCUGUGAUGAGCUUCUCAAAUCCGAUUGAAGCGCAAGUUGGAAAUAUAUACACCAGGGCGAUCUUGAAGAUGUUCCAAAGGGAGCUUGGUGAUGUGAUGUCAUUACAUCGUGAAGAAGUGUCAAAGGAGGAGUUGAAAAUUGUAUACUUGGUUGGAAAAUAUUUUCAAAAUAAAGAGAAUUGGGAAGAAGUAACCUAUGAAAUAAAUAGUGAGCUUAACGUUGCAUGCACUUGUUCAUUUUGGGAAACUGAAGGAGUGCUAUGUAAGCAUAUACUGAAUGUAUUGUGGCUAAACCAAGUGACUUCUAUUCCCGAAAGGUAUAUCUUGCCUAGAUGGAAAAUUGAUGCAAGAUGGAAAAUUGAUGCAAGGUAUAGAUAUUUUGGCUUUGUUAAUGCUAUGAAGUUGCAACAAAAUGAUGAUAGCAUGGAGCGAUGCAAGGUAUAG